AUGGAGACCCAGCACUCCUCUCCAGACAGUAUGGUCUGUGCCGACGCGGGCGUUGAAGUCACCAAGGACAAUCAACUUGUCCGCCUUCGACACAGCCACCAAGAGGGCGUGCAGGUCCUCAUAGAAUUUGUCUCUUGCGGCGGCGUCGGGGCUGCUCAUCGACGGAGCGUAGGCGCUGAUGAUGGUGGCGAAUUUGCCCCCUCCCCGGAGAGGCAGACGGAGGCUCAUCAGGCGAUCGUUGAUGCCCUGCGGCAAACAGGGCAGUCGUCCCACGAUGUCGUUCCGGAUGGCGAAUCGACACCCGCGUCUCGUCGCUCUGGCCUGGGCCGACCGCUCCAGAAGAAGGUGUAG
Spirometra erinaceieuropaei is the source of this 351-nucleotide messenger RNA. NCBI's taxonomy places the organism in Eukaryota, Metazoa, Platyhelminthes, Cestoda, Diphyllobothriidea, Diphyllobothriidae. The record is from the annotation of a GenBank genome assembly.